AUGUCAUUCGAUCCUGAAGGGCCAGUAGGUAAACAAGUAAAACCAAUCUUGGUUAAUGAAUUAAUAAAUCGUUUCAAUAUUCCAGAUGAAGCUGAAGAUGUUGCCGAAUAUAUGUUAGUAUUGAUCGGUGGCAACAAAGUUCCAUCAGAAAUUGUAAGCGAAGUGAAAGAAUUGAGUGACAUCCCAAUCGAUGAAAGCUUUGUCCAAAGUUUAUUCGUAGAAAUCAAGAAAGCCAUGGAGCAACAAUCUCAAGCUUCUGCUGCACCUGUUGCUCAACCUCCCGUUAACAAUACACCUCCACAACCUGCUCAAGUUCAACCACCAGUUCAACCAGCUUCUGCCCAAGUUCCUAUUCAAGCACCAACUUCAGCUUUUGCUAACACUAGCAAUGUGACAUUCAACUCAGCUGAUACUAGUAUGAACAAUGAUGAUGAUAUGCAAGAAGACCGUGUUGAUUUUUCUAUGCCUUCGAGACCAAGAGGUAAUGCAUUGAAAAGAGGUGGCGGUAGAGGUGGUAUUGGAAAAGCUUCAGCUGGACGUGGAGGAAAGAAAUCAUUUGCUACACAAAAUGCUAGUAAUUUUGAAAGGAUGAUGGGUAUGCAAGAUGUCAAUAUUAUUGAUAAUACCAAAUUUGUUAAUAAACCACCUAAAGGACGUUGUAGAAAUUUCCCAGGUUGUAACAACAAAGACUGUAGAUUCUCCCAUCCAACUAAAGUUUGUAACGCCUAUCCAAAUUGUACCAACCCACCUGGCACUUGUAACUUCUUACAUCCAGAUCAAGAUCAAGAAUUAAUGGCUAAAUUGGAAGUUAGUAAGCAAGAAUAUUUAGAUAGAAAGAAUCAAAGAAGAAACAACCAUGGCCAAGGUAGUUAUAACAAUUUCCAUCCAUUCCCACCACAACCAAUUGAAACAGGUAUUGCCAUUUGUAAAUUUGGGGUUUUAUGUUCAAAAGAUUUAUGUCCAUUUGGUCAUCCAACUCCAGCAAAUGUAGAAGCCAAAGUUAUUGAUUUGGUUUGGUGUGAAGAUGGUAAAAAUUGUAAAAACAAUAGUUGUAGAAAGGCUCAUCCAUCUCCAGGUUACUUAGCUCCACCACCACCUGAAAAACCAAGUGGUGGAUAUAAUGCCAUGGGUAAACCAAGAUUUGAACCAAGUUUAGAGCAAUGUAAAUUUGGUUUAGGUUGUACCAAGGCAAAUUGUCCAAAACGUCAUGCAACUUCAACAGUUCCUUGUAAGAAUGGUGCUGAAUGUCAAAGAAUCGAUUGUACUUUCGUACACCCUAUCAAUGAAGUUUGUAAAUUUGGAGUUAACUGUACGAACAAAGGUUGUAUGUUCCAACAUCCAGAAGGAAAAAACUUGGGAAAUAAUUCCAAUGUUUGGGUUAAAGAGAAUACCGAUCAAAGAAGCUUUGCUGUUCCUGAAGAUCAAGUCAUGGAAAAGGCUGAACAACCUUCAAUGGUAAAUUAA
Messenger RNA from Yamadazyma jaroonii, 1464 nucleotides. NCBI's taxonomy places the organism in Eukaryota, Fungi, Ascomycota, Pichiomycetes, Serinales, Debaryomycetaceae. The record is from the annotation of a GenBank genome assembly.